AUGUGCCAGACUUUCCGUGAUUUGGCAACAUUGAUCUCAUGCACGGUGGCUGUUGCAGCGGUUCGGCCGCUACAUGACAUUUCGGACCAGCAGAUCAACUCGCAGGAGAGCGCAGAGCCGACAAAAGUCCUGCAGUGGGCACAGGAUCCGACUACCCGAGCACGCACCGCCUGCUCGUUUUGGAAAGCCCAGCCCGAUGAGAGCGGGCUGAACUGCGUUUGCUCUUUGCCUGGCUAUUCUCAACCCUUUGGUCUGAGCCGAUUCUGCUUGUGGAGCCACCAGCAUUUUUCAUAUCCAGAUGAAUUCAGCCCAACAGUGAUCGAAGAGCAUCACCCCACUUGGCAGCUGUGGAAUGAGAAGUGUGAGUGUGUGAAGUAUCUAGACGAGUACCGCGACCACCCGGUUGAGGUUCAAAGGAUUACAGCCGUGGACUUUUGCUCCAUGCUUUUUGUUGGCGCCUUCUACGCGACUCCUGGAAUACCCAAGUGGGAAAGAAGAUAUCUCGUUCAAAAGCGCGAUGCUAUGGUGCAAGAAGUUGACAGACAGCUGUCCUCGAAUGCUUGCAAGAGGGCCUUGGCAGAUAGAAACAAAAUGUCGCAGCUCUUUCCAGGCGAUGGCGCAUUAGACAGCUCUCUCAGACAGGUGUGCCAGACAGAGUGUGUUGAGCUUGUCGAUGAGAUCCGCAGCCAGAGCAAAGAAAUUGCAGACCUUGGGGUGGAGGGGCAAGGAUCCAUGAGUGGCCUGUGUUCGGAUCUUGUCGUGAAGAAGGUAGAGGCAAAUCUCCUGGGUUGCUGUGGGGACAGCUGUGGUUGGAAUGGAGAAAGCUGUCUUAGCUGGCCUUUCCUAUCGGCAGACACCCGAGAGGGAUGGAAGAAAGAAUGCUGCACAGAACGUCACAUCUUGCAAGGUUCUGAGCGCGAGCUUAUGUGCCUGAGCAUCUUACCACAUGCAGAAGAAGAGCCGUAUGUCCAACUGGAUGAGCCUCCUGCCGACAAUGGUAUUGCAGCCUUUGUGGGUGAGGAUGAAGAGCUUGUGUGGACAAAAGCUGGUGCGCAUUCCCUUCUUGGACGUCCUGGGUGGGCAGAAGAAGGCCGACGUGUGUAUGCUGGUUUUCUGCGAUGGCAGCCAAUUACCGUACAAGAAGGCUUGAACUGGGGGUACUGGACGAUUCAGAAAAGACAUUCGCUUCUCCAGACGUUGCCUGCUUCGAGUUCCGUGUCGCUGGCUCAGAUGAAUUCCUCGCAAGCAAAGAAUUCUGAGGGCUCGAAGAUGUGCACGGAGGAUAUGAGGAAGUGGCAUGCAGAGGCCCAAGCCGCCCAAGAUGGCUGGAUGUAUUUCCCUAGAACUACCAGCUGCCUCCACUCUAGCUCCGUUAACGUUUUGACUCCGCAAGAUUGUUUGGCAAGCGUAAGCUUUAACCACUACCAGAACAUCCUCGGCCGCUACUUCGAGUUCAACCAAGAUGAUGUAAAGCCCAUUACCUGCUGGGUAGAAACGAGAAAGUAUCAAUGCUCGCAAAAAAUCUUGAAGGAUCUGAAGUCUGAUGCUGCCAAAGUCAAGUUCGAGAAGAUCCGCUUCUACAAAAGAGUAUGA
Molecule: messenger RNA, 1593 nt
Organism: Symbiodinium sp. CCMP2456
Lineage: Eukaryota; Dinophyceae; Suessiales; Symbiodiniaceae
Source: the annotation of a GenBank genome assembly